Messenger RNA from Pelodiscus sinensis (Chinese soft-shelled turtle), 477 nucleotides. The record is from RefSeq and is a predicted model, not a curated record. Lineage: Eukaryota; Metazoa; Chordata; Testudines; Trionychidae.
GCUGGCAGGCGCAGCUACAGCCAGCUGCUGGGCCAGAAAGGCUGGGGCGCCACGCAGGAGCCAGGCCUGGCGCUGCUGGUGCUGCACGCAGUGCUGCUGCACAGGCAGCACUAUGGCAGUCUGGCGCAGGCCCGGCCCUACCCCUGGAGCGAGUCGGAGCUGUUCACGGGCCUGAGGGUCCAGCGGCGGCUGGCAAAGCUGGUGUCUGACCCUGCAGAGGGCAUGCAGGAGCUAGCAGGACUGGUUCUCUAUGGCGGCUACAUCCAGGACGCUGGGGACGCUGGGGCGGUGCAGAGCCUGAGCCAGGGCUGCUUGUGCAGGGCCUCCCGUUUGCUGCCCCCCCAGGGGGUGCAGAGCCUCCUCGCCAGCCUCAGCAGGGGCUCCCCGCUGGCGCUGCCAGAAGACGAUGCGAUUGCAGAGACGCGGGCUCGCCUCACCCCAGCCAAGCGUGCUGGCUCGCAGGAAGGUCCGGGGUAG